This is a messenger RNA of Oncorhynchus nerka (sockeye salmon), 3306 nucleotides long. Its product is annotated as transmembrane and coiled-coil domains protein 1-like. The transcript has 10 exons. Gene Ontology annotation, cellular component: endomembrane system. Lineage: Eukaryota; Metazoa; Chordata; Actinopteri; Salmoniformes; Salmonidae. Bases 694 to 2601 code for a protein of 635 amino acids. The record is from RefSeq and is a predicted model, not a curated record.
AGUAGUGUCACAAGCCAAACCAUUUGGGGGGGGAUUAAAUUAGUUAGGAUUUUCUUUUUACCUUGUUUUUUCAACCCCAUCCAGUUUGUGGCGGCAAUCCACUUUUUGGGGUAGUUGUCCGAAGAAGAUUUCUUGAACACGCUCUUUGACGUCAUCGUGGCAAUGCUGUUCAAUCCGGAGAAAUGAACUGGCAUCAUCAGCACAAUCCUCUCAGCGCCUAUGUGGACCCCAAUCAAGUUGUAGAAACAUCAAGGAUGAUCAAUGGAAACAGGAUGCACCUGAGCUCAAUUUCGGGUCUCAUAACAAAGGGUCUGAAUGUAAAUAAGAUGGGAUAAGUCCGUGUGCAGUGCAAUGCAUGUGAUAUUCCUCAACAUCACUGGAUACCGUUGACUGAAGAGGAAAGGACAUCAGAAUGAAGAAUAGCUUAUGUGAUUUUCCUCUCAUGUUGACCACCUCCUCCGCAGCAGCCAACCCUGAGCUGUGAGUCAGAAGAGAAGCUGGACGGAUGACGAGCAUGACUUUGAGCCAAUCCGCAGAUGCAUGCAUGUGCACAGGGCCCAGUGCCAUACCCCCUGCUUCCCGGCUUUGAAGCUGCCUCUGAGAGGGGGUGUGGCGUCGGGACGUAGCUAGACCCUCGCACCCCCAGUGUUGGCCCUGUGACCCUGUGGCUGAGCGUCAGCCUGGCACCCCCUGAUGGAUCAGGCUAGCAGUGAGCAGAGUCCCGAGGAGCCGGAGGUGGGCCGAAGGGCGUCUGAGUCAGAGCACGGCCUGUCCAAAAUCACCCACAAUGCACUGGAAAACAUGGGCGCGCUGGGACACGGCCUGAAGCAGCUCUUCCAACCGCAGCGCCGCCGCUCGUCCGUCUCACCGCACGACGCCGCCACCUCCUUCUCUAUGGGUGGGCCCGCCCCUGAGCCCCCGGACGGUGGGGGUACAGAGGUUGGGGACUCUCCCGCCCCCGGUCCGGACUCUGACCCCCACGCUACUUCCUCCGCUCCCCCUGCAGCUCUGAGCCGCGUUCUGCAGCAGAUCAGAAGCGCGCCCCCGAUGAUAAAGCGAGGGACCAGCCUGCAGAGCCGCCGCAGCAAGACUGGGGGGACUGGGGACCCCCCCCAGAAAGGCAGCCCCCAGAUACACCGGAGGAGUACCCAGGAGGUGAUGCUGCUGCAGGAUGGCCGCCCGCGCUCCUCCUCCACCACGGACACGCUCACCAGCCCCACCCUGGCCGACAUGCUGCUCACAUCCGGGUACCACUCCACUGAGGAGCCUGACCAGCUGGAUCGUCUGGACGGCUCUGGCCCGGCCAUAUCGCCCAACGCUAUUUCCUAUGGAGCCGACAGCUACGGGCUGGACUCGGUGGACAGCACCCCAGACCCCCAGCGCACAAAACAGGCCAUCGCCCAGCUGCAGCAGAAGAUACUCAAGCUCACAGAGCAAAUCAAACUCGAGCAGAGGGCCAGAGACGACAAUGUGGCAGAGUACCUGAAGCUAGCUAACAACGCAGACAAGCAGCAGAGUGCCCGCAUUAAACAGGUGUUUGAGAAGAAGAACCAGAAAUCAGCCCAGACCAUCCAGCAGCUGCAGAGGAAGUUGGAGCGCUAUCAGCGCAAGCUGAAAGAGGUGGAGCACAACGGGAUCCCCCGUCAGCCCAAAGACGUGCUCCGAGACAUGCACCAAGGCCUCAAGGACGUGGGCGCCAAGGUGACCGGUGGCCUCUCCAGCUUCUCCCACGCCACUCACUCUGCAGCUGGGGCCGUGGUGUCCAAACCCCGAGAGAUCGCCUCCCUCAUCCGCAACAAGUUUGGCAGCGCCGACAACAUUUCGUCCCUGAGGGACUCCCUCGACGAACCCCAGGAGGAUGGUCACGGUCUGGGGGGGGCUUCCAGCCCAAAGUACGGCAGUGAGGAUGACUGCUCUAGUGCCAGCUCCGGCUCGGCAGGGGUCAACAGCGUCCCCGGGGGCCCGCCCAGCUCUAAGGGUCUUAACACCCUGGACCCCGGCCAGUCAUUGGGCUUGGACACGCUGCUCCACGAGGUUCAGGAGCUCCGGGACAACCAGGGUCGGCUGGAUGAGUCGUUCAACAGCCUGAAGAGUCACUACCAGAGAGACUACACCAUGAUCAUACAGGCCCUGCAGGAGGAGAGAUACAGGUGUGAGCGUUUGGAGGAGCAGCUCAACGACUUAACAGAGCUCCACCAAAAUGAGAUCCUCAACCUGAAGCAGGAGCUGGCUAGCAUGGAGGAGAAGAUCGCCUAUCAGUCCUACGAGAGAGCUAGAGACAUUCAGGAGGCGUUGGAGGCAUGCCAGACGCGGAUCUCCAAGAUGGAGCUGCAGCAGCAGCAGCAGCAGGUGGUCCAGCUAGAAGGCCUGGAGAACGCCACGGCCCGCACCUUGCUGGGCAAGCUCAUCAACGUGCUGCUAGCCGUCAUGGCCGUGCUCCUGGUGUUCGUCUCCACUGUGGCCAACUGCGUGGUGCCCUUGAUGAAGACGCGUAGCCGCACCUUCUCAACGCUGCUCCUUGUUGUCCUCCUCGCCUUCCUCUGGAGGAACUGGGAGGUCAUCUCCCAGUACUUGGACCGCUUCCUGUUGUCCCCGAGUUGAUCUGCAGGGGGGCCUCAAUGAACGACAACAGAGGUGCGGGGCUCUCAUAACAAUCAGGGAUGGCGACGCAGGGCCUGGCGGGGACUAACUAACCCAUGAAUUGCCUCUGAUGCAACUGUAGUGGUGCCAGGCCAGCCCAGUGGGUGGGGCUUAGUGGAAAGGAGGAGCCAAGAUACCUUUCUCUCUCCAAGGAGUGAAUUUGUUUACAGGUGGAAGAUGUUUAUUGCAUUAGAAUUGAUUCAAGUGUUAUUGAAUUUGUUUCUUGAUAUUGCUAUCAUUAAUGCAGAUGAUUGAGGGCUUUCUCGCGGCUGGAUUUGGAUAAUGAACAGCUGGCAUUUUGCUGAUCCACAUGGCUAGUGUCGUCUUUCGCUAUUCCUUUUUCUUACUCUGUCUCUCUUCUCAAUGACCCCAGUCUGCUUGUCUUUCUGGGAGGAUUGAUAGACUAACUACAGUACACUGUUGUGGACUAAAUCUAUCUGGAUCAAGCAAUUGAUGGGUUCUCGAGCAGUGUGUUUUAUAUGGACAAGCUGAACGCAAUGAUAGGCCUGAUUGGAUAAGGACGCUGAGUUGGAAUAUGCUCAGCCCUGUUGGUCCUGCCCCCUGCAGAGAUGAACAUACUUGAAGAGCUGUAAAAAUGCUCAGACUGUGCUUCCAUACCGUUUCUAUUAGUGACAAUAAAAUAGGACUUAUUUAAAAAAAAUGAAA